Molecule: messenger RNA, 510 nt
Organism: Pelobates cultripes (western spadefoot toad)
Lineage: Eukaryota; Metazoa; Chordata; Amphibia; Anura; Pelobatidae
Source: the annotation of a GenBank genome assembly
AUGCGGACUAAGGUUGCAGGGCUCUGGGAUCGCUGUAUUCGGUCUGAGGAGCUUGAUCUCUGCACGGACCCGCUCCCUCAGACUGAAUACAGUGAUCUGUGCAUGGCCCCGCCCACCCUGCUUGAACACAGUAAUCUGUUCAUGGCCCCGCCCACCCUGAUUGAACACAGUGAUCUGUUCAUGGCCCCGCACACCCUGAUCGAACACAGUGAUCUGUUCAUGGCCCCGCCCACCCUGAUUGAACACAGUGAUCUGUUCAUGGCCCCGCCCCCUCAGACUGAAUACAGUGAUUUGUGUAUGGCCCCGCCCCCUCAGACUGAACAAAGUGAUCUGUGCAUGGCCCCACCCACCCUGAUUGAACACAGUGAUCUGUUCAUGGCCCCGCACCCUCAGACUGGACACAGUGAUCUGUGCAUGGCCCCGCCCCCUCAGACUGAACAAAGUGAUCUGUGCAUAGCCCCGCCCACCCUGAUUGAACACAGUGAUCUGUUCAUGGCCCCGCUCCCUUAG